This is a messenger RNA of Aspergillus versicolor CBS 583.65, 795 nucleotides long. RefSeq lists its product as uncharacterized. The transcript has a single exon. Lineage: Eukaryota; Fungi; Ascomycota; Eurotiomycetes; Eurotiales; Aspergillaceae. The record is from RefSeq and is a predicted model, not a curated record. The coding region runs from base 1 to 795 and encodes 264 amino acids.
AUGGUUACCAGCGACACCGUCUGUGCCGCACUGGACCAUGGCGGGGGUGUUCGCUUCGGUUCCCAAACCUUCGCCAUUUACUCCUGCGCGCCCCUGCCGCCAGGUUUCGAACAUCUCAAGCAGAAUGUUGCUCUUCAUACCAAGCUGAAAGCGUCCGUAUCGCGAGUUUGCAGGACGCUCCCCAUUUAUGUGAAUUUGGACGACCCCGAAAUAGCCCAGCUAGCUUCGCUGCCAGUGUUGUUGUCCCCCACCCAGCCGUCAGCCAGCACGAUCUAUCAGCUUCCGUGGUUCCUGAUCAACGCGGCAACAUUCACCCAACACUGCGUGAUCGGAAGAGGAUCGGCAGUGGAGUCAUUACUGGUCAUCUUGCAGCGACCAUGGUGUGUUCUCGAGGUCUGCUGCACCGAUAUCGAGACCGUUGCGGCGGUGCGGGAAUUCGCCCUGCUAGCGGCUCAAGCAGACCCUGACAGUUACUCUGCGGCAGUUCUACUGCUUUCUCAUGAGUACCGAGCGAGAAUAUCCCCGGUAUUAACUGAUAUCUUCCACUCCGUUGAUCCUUGUGUGUCGCGUUGCUCAGAGAGGGCACUUUGCGAUGUUUACGCAGCGACAACUCUUGUGCACUCGUAUAAUCGGUUCUGGCUGCCGCUGGUCUGCAGUUGCGCGGUUUACUUGGACAUUUCUUUCUCCGAGGUGGUACGGCGGAUCCGCGAUGAUUCGGGUGAUGGAUCUGACUGUCGGGGCUGGAUUAGCCUAUAUAGAGGGUUGCUUGGGAGAAUUGGCGAUUGGGUGACAUGA